Messenger RNA from Fundulus heteroclitus (mummichog), 1061 nucleotides. RefSeq names its product crystallin, beta B1 (gene crybb1). Gene Ontology annotation, molecular function: structural constituent of eye lens. The record is from RefSeq and is a predicted model, not a curated record. The transcript has 6 exons. Gene Ontology annotation, biological process: lens development in camera-type eye; visual perception. NCBI's taxonomy places the organism in Eukaryota, Metazoa, Chordata, Actinopteri, Cyprinodontiformes, Fundulidae. Bases 156 to 851 code for a protein of 231 amino acids.
GACGCCAGGCUUUCUAUUGUGCCGUGAGCCUAUACGUUUGGCCUUUGCCAGAGUAUAAAAGCUCGGGUCUAGCUCUGACGGGACCAGCACGAGCCAGCCUCCCUCGAACGGCACUGCAAGCUGUACUGACGCAGACUCUCCUGAAGCCCCUCGCCAUGUCUCAGACCGCCAAGUCCGCCUCCAGCCAGAGCGCUGAUGCCAAGGACAAGGGAGCCCCAGCUCCAGCUGCCACCAGCAAGGCCACCAAGACCGGCGAGCCUGGCAUGGGAUCCUACAGAAUCAUGCUGUUCGACCAGGAGAACUUCCAGGGCAGGAUGAUGGAGGUCCAGAAUGAGUGUAUGAACGUGUGUGACCGUGGCAUGGACAGAGUGCGUAGUAUCAUUGUGGAGUGCGGCCCCUUUGUUGCCUUUGAGCAGACCAACUUCCGCGGCGAGAUGUUCAUCCUGGAGAAGGGAGAGUAUCCUCGCUGGGACACCUGGAGCAACUCCUACCGCAGCGACUGCCUCAUGUCCCUCAGGCCCAUCCGCAUGGACAGCUUGGAGCACAAGAUCUGCCUUUAUGAGCUCUCCGACUUCAAGGGCAACAAGAUGGAGAUUCAGGAGGAUGAUGUCCCCACCCUCUGGGCGCAUGGCUUCUGCGACAGAGUGGGCAGCGUGAGGGUGCCAGGAGGAGCCUGGGUGGGUUACCAGUACCCUGGAUACAGAGGCUACCAGUACCUGUUUGAGUGCGGUGACUACAGACACUACAACGACUUCUGCGCCUUCCAGCCCCAGAUCCAGUCCAUGCGCCGUAUCAGGGACAUGCAGUUCCACCAGAGAGGUUGCUUCACCUUCACCGCUGCCAGCAAGUGAAAGACCACCUGCUGACCACCUGGUGCUGCUGUAGCUCUCUCAGCUUUUUAUCUCACCAAACUUCUUCUUUCUCCAAUUCUCUGGUCCUUUCCUUAACCUUGACCAUCGUUGCUCCAUCCCAAAGGAAAGAGAGAUUGAGAGCAAUACACUGGACAUCCCCUAAGUGACUUUUUAUGGUGCUAAAAAAUAAACAUGUUGUGAAAAACCUGA